UAGGGGCAGUCCCUACCGACUCGCACUUCUGACACAGUGAAUUAGAAUUAAACCUGUGUUAAGCACCAGGAAGCUGCCGCAUGGGUGUUUCUCAGAUUUGUAUCAGGAUCCUGGCCUAGUCUGGGAGUUCUCCUUGAGAAAAUGAGCUUUCAGAGAAUGCAAUGAAGAAGAGCUACAGAGAGUGCAAGGAGGCCACUUAAGGGGUGCUGCACUAGUCUUAACCUUAAUUAGGGUGAUGAGAGGAUGAUGGUGAAGACACUUAGCAGGCCUCAGACUGCUUCUGAAGUGGAGAGCAUUGAAUAAACCCAGGAUUCCUUCCUGGGAACUGGGUACUUGUCUUCGAAGAGUAGAGCAUCUUUGCAGAAGCCCAUGGAACUAGGAUUUGAGGCACAGAGUGAAGGUUGGCUGCUAGGUGCCAAGCCUGAUGCUGGCAAUGGGGAGCUGAAUGGAUAAACAGAGAACUUAUAGAAAUGCUGGCAAUUUCAAGAAACCAAAAGUUGUUGCCGCCUGAUGAGGAAAACCAGGUCCUGGAGUUGUUAAUUCAUAGAGAUGGGGAAUUUCAAGAACUGAUGAAGUUGGCACUUAAUCAGGGAAAAAUCCAUCAUGAAAUGCAAGUUUUAGAAAAGGAAGUGGAGAAGAGGGACAGUGAUAUUCAGCAACUACAGAAACAGCUAAAGGAAGCAGAGCAAAUACUGGCAACAGCUGUUUACCAAGCAAAAGAAAAACUCAAAUCAAUAGAAAAGGCAAGAAAAGGUGCCAUCUCCUCUGAAGAAAUAAUUAAAUAUGCACAUAGAAUAAGUGCAAGUAAUGCUGUGUGUGCUCCACUGACCUGGGUUCCAGGGGACCCACGGAGACCAUACCCAACUGAUUUAGAGAUGAGAAGUGGAUUAUUGGGUCAAAUGAACAAUCCUUCCACGAAUGGUGUAAAUGGUCAUUUACCAGGGGAUGCACUUGCAGCAGGCAGAUUGCCAGAUGUCCUUGCUCCGCAGUACCCAUGGCAGUCAAAUGACAUGUCAAUGAAUAUGUUACCACCAAAUCACAGUAAUGACUUCUUGUUGGAACCUCCGGGGCAUAAUAAAGAAAAUGAAGAUGAUGUAGAAGUUAUGUCAACAGACUCCUCGAGCAGUAGCAGUGACUCUGAUUAAAAACAUAAAAGACACAAUUCAUACAGAAUUGAAUACCAUGGGGAGCACUUGGGUGGCUCGGCUGAGUGUCAGACUCUUGAUUUUGGCUCAGGUCGUGAUCUCAGGGUUGUGAGGUUGAGCCCCGUAUCUGGCUCUGUGCUGGGCAUGGAGUCUGCUGAAGAUUCUCUGAAGAUUCCCCCUGCCUCUCUCCCUCUCUAAAAACCAAACAAAACAGAAUUGAAUGCUGUGGAAUUCUGUUUUCUAAAACUAUUGUAAACCUGUAAAAAAUAGCUGGGUAAUACUGGCUAUAGCGGAAUGGUGCGUCCCAUCAAGAAUCACUGGACUUUUCUUUUAAAAGCCAAAAAUCAUGGUUUCAGUUCUAAACCACUAAAUGAAUAUUUAAAGAAUAAUCAAAAUUUAUUGUUGGGAAAAAAAUUACUCAGUGCUGUUCUAUGCCAUUAUAUUCCAGUUAUGUUGGACUUGUACAUAGUAGGUCUGGAAAUACACGUUGAGGGAAGUGACCGCUGUACAUACACUAAUCAGCCCCUGGAAUUAGUUAGAAAAGCAUUUUAAAUAAGGGCAGUGGAUCACUGAAUGUCUAUCAUAUCUCAGAAUAACAAAACCCUCAUUUUAAAGUGAAGGCUGGUAGCUUCGGUCACAGUAACGGGGGAAAUUGUCUCAAUUUGUACUAUCUGUAAUUAUUGUAAGUUUUGUAAAUAAACUCUCUUGUUUGUACUCUG
Messenger RNA from Canis lupus familiaris (dog), 1864 nucleotides. It is a transcript of the gene MED4, whose product is annotated as mediator complex subunit 4. The record is from RefSeq and is a predicted model, not a curated record. Bases 471 to 1145 code for a protein of 224 amino acids. Lineage: Eukaryota; Metazoa; Chordata; Mammalia; Carnivora; Canidae. The transcript is spliced from 10 exons. Gene Ontology annotation, molecular function: transcription coregulator activity. Gene Ontology annotation, cellular component: mediator complex; core mediator complex. Gene Ontology annotation, biological process: regulation of transcription by RNA polymerase II.